AUGGCAUUGAGGGUUUGCAGUUGGGAACUUGCGCUGAGAAUGCCAUGUCUUCCUGGUGUGACAGCCUCUGGGAGCCUCCUCUUCAACAUCAACAGCACUGCAGCACCUCCGGAUGGGAGACUAGCAGGACCGGCGCCCUCAUCAGGCAGCGAGCAGAGCAAAUGCAUCGCCUGGGCCUAUGGUCCAGACAAGGCGAAGAAAAAUGGGAGGGCGGUGGCAAAUGCGGCAGGGCGCCUGAUGUUGGUGGUGGGGACCGCGGCUGGCAAUGUGCGAGCCUUCUCAGCAGCAACUGCCAAGGAGCUCUGGGCGGCUAAUGGCUGCAACGAGGGGGGGGUGACAUCACUGGCGUUUGAGGCUGAUGCCGGCGCCGCGGGGCUGCUCUACAGCGUGGGCAGCAACAACCACGUGUGCGCGCUGGACGUAGCCUCUGGAGCGCAGGUCGUCAAGUUCAAGGCUGGCAGCCACCCGCUCUCCUGUGUCGGGGCAGCCCCAGAUUGCCAGUCAGUGCUGGUGGGCAGCAGCUCUCUGGCGCUGUGGAAUGUGGCGGAGCAGAAGCGCGUGGCCAAGUUCAUGGGACACUCGCUGCCGGUGCGCGCAAUCGCUUUCAGCCCGAGCGGGAGCCACGCUCUUUCGGCGUCUGAGGGCGAGCGGCAGGUCGCACUCUGGGCCCUUCCUACCAUCGCUGCCACAACGUCGAAGAAGAGCCGGCCCAGUGUUGGGCUACUGUCACUGGAGGAGCCUGCGGUGCAGCUCGCCACAUCAGCAGCCUCCAGCGACAGCGCAGCAGAUGGGGCGUCAUCUUUCCAGGUGGCGGCAGUGAGCACGGCAGGCAGAGCGUAUGUGUGGUCCUGCAGCACGGCAGAGGAGGGCGACCGCGUCAGCAGCAGCCUCAGCGUGCGCGUCAGCGUGGAAGCUUCAACCUCUGAGACGGUGCACAACCAGGGCGAGGGUGGUAUCUUGGCAGCACAGUUUGAGUCGCCGGACACGCUUCUUCUGGCGAGGGGUUCUGUGGCAAAGCCUGUCUUUGAGCGGGUGCAGCUGCUGAAGGACAGCACCACCACCAAACAAAUACAACUGGAAAGGAUCCUGGACGGGGUGUUGAUACAAGCGAGUGGGAGGGGCGGCGAGGCGUCCACAUCUGGGAAGGGCGCGGCGGCGGCGGCAAAGGGCCGCGUUGCGUAUGUGGGGGCUGAGCCUACCGAUGCAGAGUUGCUGAUGUCGAGAGUGGCCGAGGACGGCGCUGCACGACAGAGCAGGAAAAGGAGAGCGGAAGGGGAUGAAGCAGGAGCGGUGGUCAGCGAGCUGCCUGCAGAGAAUGGGCCGGUGUCAGAUGGGCCCACCCUUGGACAGAGACUGGAAGCACUGCAAGUGCGAUCACAGCAGGAGCGGAUGGAUGUGGACGGUGGGGCGGGGGCGCUGCAGGCAGGGCCGUUGAAGGCCGAUUCGGUGGCUGUGCUGCUGGGGCAGGCGCUUCAGGCACAGGACAAGGCGCUGCUCGAAAAGUGCCUGAACACGGGGAACGAGGCGGUGAUAGGCGCGAGCGUUCGGCGGCUGCGGCCGCAUCACGCGGCGGCGCUGCUGGAGGCGGCGGUGGAGCGGCUGCGUUCGCGCGCCAACCGCGGCACCGCGCUUACGGCCUGGAUCCGCGCCGUGCUGCUGCACCACACCGCCUACCUCAUGGCCGCGCCCGGCGUGCUCCCCAUCCUCACCUCCCUCUCCCAGACCAUCGAGGCGCGGACGGCGCAGCUGAAGCCGCUGGCAGCGCUGGCUGGCCGCCUGGACCUGCUUGUCGCGCACCUGCCCAAGCCCGACGCUGCCGCCAGUGCCGACGACCUCGAGCUCCCCGGUCCUGAGGUGGUGUAUGUGGAGGAGGAUGAGCUUGAGGCGGAGAACCCCCUUGCAGCAGUUCCAGACUCCGAUGCAGAAGGAUCUGACGAUGAAGAUGAGUCAGAGGAAGAGGAUGCUGGGGAGGAGGAUGGUGAUAUUGACAUGGAUGACCUUGAUGACACUGAUUGACGCGGGUGCAUGACAAGUACAGAUGUUUUGAGAUUACUAUAGUAGUUAGAUCCACAGUUGGGACCCGGCUCCAUUAGGAUAAUAUUGUAGGCUUACCGUGAUUUGCCUGCUGGGGAUUGAAGCACAACCGCCAGUGUAUACAACUGCCAGUGUAUGCAGCAUGCAAAUAAAUGGGAGUUGCAUGCAAUGUUGAGUGCAAAUAUUGCAAUACUUAC
Molecule: messenger RNA, 2231 nt
Organism: Coccomyxa subellipsoidea C-169
Lineage: Eukaryota; Viridiplantae; Chlorophyta; Trebouxiophyceae; Coccomyxaceae
Product: NUC189-domain-containing protein
Exons: 13
Coding region: 1-2016 (671 amino acids)
Biological process (GO): maturation of SSU-rRNA from tricistronic rRNA transcript (SSU-rRNA, 5.8S rRNA, LSU-rRNA)
Cellular component (GO): nucleolus
Molecular function (GO): protein binding
Source: RefSeq, a predicted model, not a curated record